Molecule: messenger RNA, 591 nt
Organism: Lottia gigantea (owl limpet)
Lineage: Eukaryota; Metazoa; Mollusca; Gastropoda; Lottiidae
Exons: 6
Coding region: 1-591 (196 amino acids)
Cellular component (GO): perinuclear region of cytoplasm; cytosol; nucleus
Molecular function (GO): 3',5'-cyclic-AMP phosphodiesterase activity
Source: RefSeq, a predicted model, not a curated record
AUGGCAAAAGGAUCAUCGAGUGAUAAACCAAAAGAAAAAACAAAAGACAAAGCUAAACGUCGACAAUCGGUUAUUUUUACUUCCAGGCAUGCCGAAGAUAUGAUAGUGACGCCGUUCGCACAGAUUCUCGCCUCAUUACGUAGUGUCAGGAAUAACUAUAUCAACUUGACGAAUGUUACCGGUAGUAAGGAAAGCACUUUCUUACAAGAACCUCCAAGUAAAAGCAGAACGUCCAGACGUGGGUCAGGUCAACAUGCCGGAAGUCACAAUUUACAGUCACAAUCCUCAACACAACCUCCGUCUCCUUCGAGAGGGGGCAGCGGAACGACGUCACAAAAUAUGCAAAAUCUUUCGCCUGGUGGCAACAAAACUACUGAUGAGAUUAACUAUAAUAAACUGGCCAUGGAAACGUUGGAAGAACUGGACUGGUGCCUGGAUCAGCUAGAAACUAUUCAAACACAUCGGUCUGUUAGUGAUAUGGCAUCCAGCAAGUUUAAACGAAUGUUGAAUCGUGAAUUGAGUCAUUUUGCUGAAUCAAGUAAAUCUGGAAACCAGAUAGCUGAAUAUAUUUGCAGUACAUAUUUAGAAUAG